AAUCUAUUUUCUCGACACUCAUUCAGUGAAUAAUGAAACUAACAGGCUGAUGCACGGUGUGUCUGGUAUAACGAAUACAAGGCCUAGGCCAAUGGAAUCUCGCUUUCUUCCCGGUCGCAAGGUUACGGGGGAUGUGAUUGGCGCGCGGGAAAGUCGCUCCGCCCACCGCGUGAGCGCCAGGGGUCUCGUGUGUAGCGUACGCUGAGUGUGAAUGUUACGGUGGUGGAGGGAGGAUCUCCUGGCCUCUCGCUGUGUUUCUCAAACGUCUGUGAGUCAGUGCCUCGGUAUUGUGUAGUGUUGGAUGUGUGGUGUGGUGGGUGUUAGUGGUGGUGGAGGCAGUGGAGACCCCUGGCGGGUCACAGGAGUGUAACAACGGCCAGAACAAAACUGCCUUACAAUCAUGGAUGUAUUACCCAACGGCGGCAUCUUCAAGGAGCUGCAGUUAGUGCAUGACACUGGCUACUUCUCCUCGGCAUGCAGCCUAGAGGAGCACUGGCAGCAGCAGGAGAGAAGCCGUACCGGUGUUCCUGGGAGGGCUGCGAGUGGCGGUUCGCGAGGUCCGACGAACUCACGCGGCACUUCCGUAAACACACAGGUGCAAAACCCUUCAAGUGCCACCACUGCGGCCGCUGCUUCUCACGCUCAGACCACCUCGCUCUCCACAUGAAGAGGCACCAGUGAGGUCGGGCAGCAUCCUCCGGCGAGGGUGAGGUGCCUCUGAGAGGACGCAUUCCUCCUCAUCUGUGACCUGAGCUUGACCUCUGACCUUCCGCAGUCUCGGGUGACCAAGUUAAAUUCGACUAGUACAAGAGGUACUCAAGGACUGACAGACUUGGAAUACGUCAGUCUUGCUUCCCGACUCCCGCGACCCGUGAAGCAAGAAGACUACAGUGAAGUGAAGUGUGGAAGGCGGCCUCGAGGUCGGGUACGAGCGACAACGUUGAUCUAAAUCUGAGGAAACAUGGAAGGUUUUCGAGCAAUCCAGAUUUCAUUAUGUACAGAUAUAUCCUUUCGGAGAUGAGGUUAUGUUUUCAGUGGAUGUGUGUAAAAAGAAAUUCUAUGGUAAUGUAUCACGAGUAUUAUGGAGUAGGUCUGGACGCUAGGAUUAUCAUAAUCCUAAAAAAAGGACAUGAUAACAUGCGACUAAAAAUGGGAAAGAAUGGCCCCAAAACUCGUGUUAUUUUGUGUACAGUGUAGAAUAUAAGUUUUUUUUUUAAUUAUUUUUAUUUUUUAUUUUUCGUCGCCCGCAUGUGGCGAACCUAUGUAAUGGAGAAUGACUAUGGACAAUGUGUUUCCGUAUUUGAGUGGUUGCCUUCAAAUAUACCAGUGAGUAUUUUACAUUGGUGUUGUUUAUUCUGCGAUUUAGAUAUAGUCCCAUAAAUGCUGAAGUAAACCAAAAAGAAACUUAAUUAACUGCUUUCAUUUCGUCUCUCAUUCGAAUUUCACGACAUAAAAGUAACCACAACCUUAAGUUGAAUAAUAAAAAAGGUAGAAUUUUAUCUUGAAAUGUACAAAACGUCUCCAUGUAUCAGUAAGGAUGCAUACUGUGUACUGUUGUAAUACUGAUGUCUAGCGCUGUACAUAAAACGUUAAUGUAAGGUUUCUGUACCACUGCCAUGUUAUUUGAGGCACGGAAUAACCACGCUGGUGACAACGGGCUUUCCAUGGCGGUCCUUCGCCGUCACCACCACCUCAACAAGCUAUUAACGUUCGAGUCCCGUAACUAGUAAAGGAACCGCGGCCCCGUCGACUCAAGUUUUGUGUGUAGUUCAGCAGUUUACUUGCUUCGAAACAUCCGAAGAAACUGUGGCUCUCGAACAGUCAGAUUCGACAGAGAACUUAUGUCUAUGGAUGUACGUAAGAUCAACCCCCCCUUUAAAAAGAACAAACCCAAUAUUGAUUUCCUUCGGAUGUGUAUCUCAAGUAUGCGCUUGACUACACCCGCGCCAGCUGAAAGUGUAUAACUGAUCAGUGAGAAGAAGUAAAAAGAAAGGGCGGUGAUUAUUUAAUAAGAUUUACGUGUCUCGAAGUUUUCCCACCAUGAAGACAAGCCAAGUAGCGCCGGCUGUUCGUGAAUAUCGCGAGAUCUUUCAUUGUAAUUCAACGUUCUGGCAACACUGUAUAGAAUUUGGCCUGAAAUACCUCACAGAAGACAUCAUCUAACGCACAAGAACUAGAAUGCGCCACAUGCAGGCAGAAAAGUGCUAGAUCCAAAUUAUUGACAACCAAAGAAGCGCCCGCGUGCACACACACACACACACACACACACACACACACACACACACACACACACACACACACACACACACACACACACACACACACACACACACACUCACACACUCUCACACUCACACUCACACUCACACUCACACUCACUCUCACUCUCACAGUCACUCACAGUCAGACCAUUGAACAAAUUACACGCAUGCACACGCAUUCUAUAGUUUAUGCUUUAAAACUGAUAAUGUUUCUGUUUCCGAUAAAUUUCCAGUUAGCAAGGAAAGUGAAUAUGUGUAAUAUAUGUUAACGGCAGUAAUCAAUCGAAAAAUGCGUUAAAGAAAUGACCUUCUCAUUGAAAGAAGUGUUACGAGUUACCGAGACGAAGAGUGGUAGUUUUUGGUUACCAGUCGACAUGUGUUAUCUUCACGACACCUCUUUUGCUGUUGUUGAAAAAAAAAUGGCAAAUGAAAAGUCAUAUUUUUUACACGUGUUUUAUUUUUGUAAUUAUAAAGUUAGGAUUUUAUUUGAGUUUUGUCAUUAUAUAAAAAGGAUUAUAUUUGAAGUUUGUAAUUAUAAAGAUAGGGUUUUAUUUCAUAUUUUAAGCAGCAGUAUCGAUACAUUCUUGGCUAAUUAAGUUAAAUAGUCUGAUCUGAAACGGUAAGACGAAUCUAUGCAUAUUUGAAAAAAAAAAAAAAAAUUGUGAAUAUAGUGGCAUUUUCAUAAAUAAUGUUCAAUAAGGGACGUUUAGAGCAAUAUAGUGCAAUUAAAAAUACUUCUUUUUAAUACUUUUGUAUUGUAUAUUUAUAUAUUAUAAAUAUGAAGCUCUGAAGUAUAUAUUUUUUUUUCUCUCUUUUUGAUUUUUUUUUUCAUACUUGAUUUUUGGUAACUCGUACAAGAAUGAUUAUUAGUAGAUCUUAUGUAUAAAAAAUACCUACGGAGAAGUAAUUCAGUAAAUAUGACUUGUUUCUUUAAGAAGCACAAUGAACAGAAAAUAAUCAACGUAUUCAAUGAUAUGUAUAUAGAUUUCUUGCUUCAAGCCAAAGCACAAUAAAAAACAGAGAAAAUAUAUAGUUAUAUAUAUAUGUAUCCAUUUGAGUUAGUCAAAUGAGAAUCUGUACGUGAUAAACAAACAAACAAAAAACAAUUAAGCCCGCGAAUACAGAAUCCCCAACCCAGCUAGAGAGAGAGAGAGAGAGAAACAAAACAAUAAAUCUAUCUAAACGAACAAGCAAUUAACCCGAAAAACGAUACAUUCUCAUCUCAAAAUAAUAAUUUAAAAAAACUGAAAUAAGAUGCCGGCGCUCACCAGCACAGCAUUCCAUACCCCGUGCCCGCCCAAAGUGCCCUUUAUGUAAUUUCAGAAUAUUUUAUGAGUCUCAAGGUCAUUCAUUCAGUCAAAUGGUUGCUAGUUUAACAAUAUUAUAGUAUGUCAUUUGUAAUUAUAUAAUAUUUAUUUGAUAUUUAGUACUUGAGUAGUACACACAAACAGUGGAAGCUACAUAUUAUGCGGACCUAUAUUACUAUAUAGAGAGAUGGGAAAUCCGUACUCUAUAGAGUUUAAAACAAAAAUAAAAAAAAACAAACAAAACAUGUAAUUAACAUAUUAAAAAAAACUUUAUUUUUGUAUUAUUUAAUGCCAUCAAUCCUGCAUAAACGGAAAAAAAAAAUAUAAAGAAAUACGGAAAAAUAAGUAACAUGAUUCCAGGAUCUUCAAAAUGACUUUGGACGCAAGAUAUAACAGAAUUUUACCCACUUCUAUGAUGGUGCUAAGUCUUCUUGUCAUACCUCAUUUCUGCUCCGUUGCCCCGGCGAGUGGGCAUCUCUCGAAAAUUUGCAAAUGAAUAUAUAUUGAAAAAUUAGCCGUGUAGCGUAUAAUGUUGACGUGAACAUACAAAGCUUAAUGAUUAUGAAACUGUUUUUUCCUUUCUUUUUUAAGUAAUUUCUGAAAUUUUAUUUAAUGUUUUUUUUUAUCUAUUGAAAUAUAUAUUACUUUUUUCUAAAUACUAUUUCAGUAUUCGUCAACUGGUGCACAGUAUAAAUAGAAUGACUAAUUAACCAAUGUUAUAUAACGACGUCGGGAUAAAGAAUAUAAAUGACAAGAACUAUGUUUUUAAAUGUAAUGGCACACCGAAGAAAACAAACAAGCAAACAAAAAAAACAAAGAAAACAUUGGUUCACUCGACAACUCGAAAAAAAACACGCGAAUCUCUCGUUUUUUUUUAUCAUGAAUCCAGAGCGAGAAAAGAUAACUGAAUAGCUUCCAGUGUUAAAACAGAAGAAAACGAGCCAACUCAUGGGAAAUGUAUUCAUGUGAUUACCAAGUACGUGGACCCUUGAGGAAAAACGUAUGUCUCUGAAUGGUCAUUGGCGAGGAAGGGAAGGACAGCGUAGAAGUCAGUCGAGGUAACUACCGCCUUAAAAUGAUGAAAAUAACAAAGAAAAAUAAAAGAACAUUGUGAAUUGGAAAUAAACGCACAUGUGAUAAUUCUUUCUCUAUCUAUUUAUUUCAAGUUUUCAAAGUGAAAAAUACAAAUUCUCGCAAGAGGUUAAAGUCAAAUAUAUCCUGAAAGAAAAAAACAAACAAGCAAAAACAACAACAACAAGUUUUGUGGUUAUCACGUGACUGUACUGCUGAUUGUGAGGCAAAGCUAAUGAAGGAGGUCUUACUAUAGCUGGCAAGGACCUGUGAAGUACUUGUAAAUCUUAGGACCCAAAGGGCAAAGUUCCAUCACUUUUACCAACACAUCACUUGCCAUUCUGUUCUUGUGGGUGCGUUCGUCAAUGGUGAACUGCUCAGAUACAUGAGACUCCAGUAUUUCAUACAAUGCAUCAAAUUUUUGGUAAGCAAAAAAACUAAAAAACAAAAAACAAAUCGUAUGUAUGUACCCAGUAUGCAAUUAUACUUCGUGCAUGAUAUGCAUGCUUUGAUAUCAAAUUUUCUUCAGGACUGAGCGUAGAAGUUGCCGUGCAAAGGCAGCUAUCUGAGCAUUCAUGCAUUGUGAACGCAACCACCAUCUUAGGUUUAACGGUCAUUUGCGCUGUGACGUAAGGUAAUUUCUGUGGGGCUGUGUAAGAAAAUGUCUCUCUGUAAUCCCCCCCUGACAAAUUAAGAUGUUUAUUCAGUUGUAGAUUAUGGAACCCCAAAGUCGAUUGUAGACAGCCGUUCUUUUCCACGGACGCCACAGAUCUAGGUGAUAGGUACGUAGCAUUUUAUUGAAUGUAAAUGAUUAACCCCAUGUCUUCAGGGGUAGCUUAAGCUUUAAUAAACACCAUAGCAUAUACAAGUUCUAUCCUAUCACUCCUUUAUAGUAUCAAUGUAGGUCAAAAUAGAGCAGUUGUAAUUAGCAGUCACACCUCGACACUUCAAGGAGUUUGGAAUUUUAGAGUAGCAGGUUAUGUAGAAUCAGUUAACUGUAUUUUGUUUUAUAAGAAGAGUAUAUUAUUUUUGCUAUGGAAAUUCAAAACUAUAUUAGUCUGUCCUCUGUUGAAUUUUAGUGUAAUUUAACUAUACCAGGAGUAUUUUCUUUAUAUUCCAAAUAUAGUCUAUAUUCGUUGUUAAUUUAGUGUUAAUGGAUUAGUUACCUAUGUCGAGGUUUCACUGUUGUAGUACCGGAGUCAUACUGUCAGGAUAUGGUAGGAAUCUUCAUAAAUAUUGUAGAUCAGAAUGUAUGUGAAAUCUUCCCAUAACUACGAAAUCACAUUAAAUGUACACAUUUUAAAAAAAGUCAAACGAGGCUAAGACCCACCAAAUAUCAUUAAAUUUUAGAUAUCUAUUAAUAAUAGACUCCCUAUUAGACACCCUAUCACAAUCUGUUAUUGAUAUAAGCGAAUGACAAUUGCUCAAUUCAUAGAUGAGACUUGUACAUGCUACAGUAGACCGAGGUGUGGAGGGGUUGAUAGUGUCCCAUCUUGCCCCUUCUGGUGUAGGCGACGCCCCACGCCAGCAGGGUGUAACUCGGAGGCUGGUACACCUCUCUUGCCUUCACUAGGGUGUAGACAGGGCUCUUGUCCUCUGCCCCCGAACCUGCACAUGUCUUGAACCUGACUCUCUCGCGAAGAAUAAUUCCAGCUUCUGUGGGGCAAAGCUGUGUUGCUACUGAACACCGCGUUAUGUAUGUUUCCUCAACAGGAAUAUAUAUGUGGCUUAAAUAUGUUUUGUUUUUUUUGUUUUUGUUUUUUUAUUUUUGUUUUGUUUUUUUGUUAGGAUGUCAAGCACAUGUAAUUAUUUUUUUAACCCUUGAAAAAAGUUCUUGGCUGUUGUUAUGUGUGUUUUUUAUUUUCUCGGAAAAAAAAUAAUAAAUUGAUGUCAUGUUAUUUCAUAGGCUAGUAUAAAACUGAAAAUCAAUGGAUGUGUUUAAAGGUGCCAUUUCCACAGCAGCUGGAACGUCGCUCUUUUCCCACUCUUAAGUGUGUGUACAUAAAGGUUCUUCUACUUUUAUUACCUUUUUCUACUAAAGAAAAACAGAAAGGAAUUUAUGUUUGUAUUUAAAAUGAAUUCUAAAAGAAACGUUUAUAAGUAGAUUCUCUUAGGUAACGUUCGCUAGGAGUAAGUAUAUAGGUGUAGUUCUCUGCAUUCUAAGAUAAUGUGUUUCUGUUUUGUUUGCCUAAUUUUAUUGUUAACCUUAUUUGGGAUGCUACAUCGAAAGGAGGAUACUGUGUCGAAUUCACUUAUUUUUUCAAAUGGGUACAAUGCUUAAAGAUAAUCCCUCAAGGUAAAGAAAAUGAGCAUGUUGUCUUUAUUCAUUUUAAAAUAGCCGCUUGUAAUGGCUUUUAAUUGGCUAUGAUUUUCCCUAAACUGUAAGGCGACAAUUGACAGGUUGUGUUAUAUCGUUCCCUGGCCUUUUCGCUUGUCCUUAACCGUACUGUAUAAAAUCUUAAACAUGUAAGAAUCAACUCAAGAAAAGUUCUUUCACACUCAUAAGCCCUAACGUGACUUAUGGAUGAACUGAUCACAUAGUGUAAACAAACUGUAAACUUAAGAAGUUGUGCUUCCCUCUCGCAUAUCACUCAAUAAUCACUCAUAAGUCAAGUCGCGUGAAAAAAAAAAGUUAAAAAAAACUGCUUCAUGUACUACUAACAUGCAUGGUGUUUAUAAUGAUAAGUGCCACUAAACUUGCAUUAUACGGUAGAACUCAGUGAUUUUUAGUUGUAGACGCAUUACUCAGACGUUUGACAUCUGAAAUCCAAAAGAUAAAAAGAAGUCUAGGUCAUCCGAAUCCCCAAAAGAUAAGGUCAGGUCAAAAUCGGUGACUUCGGAAGGGGCCGCAUGGUAACUAACACUCACUGGAGCUUGUCGUCUUACUUAAAAAAAAAGUAAUUUAAUCAAAUGCAAAAUGUUGGACGUCACUAGAAGGACGCCGAGAAAUGGAGUUUUGACAGUUCUGUGAUGUUUAGAGAUUGUUAAGAACCUCUUAGAGAAGAGUGAGGUGAUUAUAUCGCUUAAUACAGUUUAUACAUCAUAACCUGCAAAAUGUAUUGAAGUGACUGAUUAUAUGCUUUAUGAGAAUGUAAUCGCCUUACUCCAUAGAUUCUUUUUUUUUUUUGUAGAAAAUGUAGACUUAGACGUGUCAAGGGUCAUAUUUCUGGCCCGGAUUGACCUUAUUGAAAACCACUUUAUGUGUCCUUCUACUGAUGACUUAAGAUAUUCUGCAGGUGCUUUUCUCGCCUGGAUAAUUGAUCCGCAGGAGCUUGAAGUGAUCAAUUGGUUAUGAGUUUAAUUUGGCACCUCAAUGUGUGAGAGAUUUUCGAUUCCGAAAAAUGGUAAAACAAACACAUUCAAACAAUCCAAUUCGUGUACAUUUAUAGAAACUCAAAGGCUGAAAAGGGGAUCAUUACGACCAGUAUUAUCGCACUAAUUGCAUUUGAUAAGUGAAUUGCCAAAAAAAAAAAGAAAAACAAGAAAAAAAGUUUUCCGAUGUCAAAUUUAUUCUUGACCAACGGAUUAUAAGGUCCAGGUGUAGAUUUUCAGUGUUGAAUCCCAAGGAAAAUAAUAAAAAAAAACAACUUUACAAGUCUCCAGUUUGGCAAACACUAGGGACUCUAAGACUGAUGUUUGCAUGAGUGACAUAUGUGUGUACUGUGAGAAGUUACUCCCGUAUAGGCAGUGUCAUAGUCCAAAGUGACUUAAACCAAGCAUUGUUCCCAAACACUAUUUAAAGCUUAAUUAGAUGUUUGUUACUGAAAUUUUUUGAAAGAAGAUGCGCAAUGUAAAAUGUUUACAACCAAUGAAAAAUGCUGUGGUAAAGUGAUUACAUUGUAAUAAAAAAGCAUUAAAAUGA
This is a messenger RNA of Penaeus chinensis, 8501 nucleotides long. RefSeq names its product Krueppel-like factor 6. Gene Ontology annotation, molecular function: RNA polymerase II cis-regulatory region sequence-specific DNA binding; DNA-binding transcription factor activity, RNA polymerase II-specific. The record is from RefSeq and is a predicted model, not a curated record. NCBI's taxonomy places the organism in Eukaryota, Metazoa, Arthropoda, Malacostraca, Decapoda, Penaeidae. Gene Ontology annotation, biological process: regulation of transcription by RNA polymerase II.